CACUAAUACAAAUAUUGACUCGGAGCAAUCACGAUGUCGUAUUAGCCACCCGAGGUCGAAGAACGAAACGAGGGAUACCCAGGGACGACCUCACAUUCCACACCCUCGUGCUCAGUAUAUUCAACCAGUUUUAUACUUGGGAAAAGGACAACUUGUCCCCUCUCGGACUACGAAAAGUGUCUGGCUUUCGACAUCGUAGAUUGCUUUCCAAUGAGCAAAGCCUUGUUCUGCCACGAGAUUACUUUUCGCUUUUUACCUUCAACUUAUUAUCCUAGCACCUUCCACCGCAGCCUGACGAGUUCAGUCAGCAUGAAAAGCUAUCGGGAUGCAAUUGUUUGUCUCAACUCGCUUCAGACACCGUUUGAAGUGCUCGAGGAAAGACGAAGGAUAGGCAAGAAAAUGGAUGCCUCAGCUUUGACUGAAAUGCAAUCAUGGGUUGAAAGAUCCGGCCUCAAGAUUCCAGAUUUGGACAAGCUUAACAUUAUACAUGUUGCUGGAACUAAAGGCAAAGGAACGACCUGUGCUUUUAUGGACUCCAUCCUCAAUCAACAUCGCCGGGAACAUUCCGUACCAAAGAAAAUCGGACUGUACACUUCUCCGCAUCUCAUAUCCGUCAGAGAUCGCAUACGAAUCAAUUCAGAACCGAUCAGAGAAGACUUGUUUGCGCGCUACAUUUUCGAAGUCUGGGGCGCACUUGAAGCAUCUGCCGCCCAGGAAGGUCGAGAUCCCCGAGUGAAGCCGGUAUAUUUCAGAUUUCUUACUCUCAUGUCUUGGCACGUAUUUCUCAAAGAAGGUGUUGAUGCUGCUAUCUACGAAGUGGGAGUUGGAGGCGCCUGGGACUCAACUAACGUCGUCGAGAAGCCUGUCGUUACUGGAAUUACAACCCUCGGCAUCGACCAUGUUGCUGUUCUUGGGGACACUUUGGCUAAGAUUUCGUGGCACAAAGCCGGCAUUUUCAAAAAGGGUGUUCCUGCUUUCUCCGUUUCCCAAGCUCAGGAAGCUGUCGAUGUCCUCGAAGAGCGUGCAGCUGAAAUUGGUGUCAACCUGCACUUUAUUGAUGUGGAUCCUUUCAUUUCCAAAGUUGAAGUCACGCCAAAUGCUGAAUAUCAACGCGGGAAUAUCUCCUUGGCGAUUGCGCUUGUUGUUGAGGCUGGGAAAAAGCUAGGACUGCCCGGUUUGCAUCCAGAUAAAUGCCCAGAGGUGUUCAAAGACGGAAUCGAAAACACAGUCUGGCGUGGGAGAUGCGAGACAAAAUUCGAUGGCCGACGAAAGUGGCAUCUCGAUGGAGCACACACAGUGGAUAGCCUCAAAGUUGCUGCGCAAUGGUUUGCUCGGCAAUCCAAAGAAGGCACCUUCCGCAUUCUUCUCUUCAAUCAACAAUCGAGACCCGAAGCGGAUGACCUUCUGAGAAGGCUACAGCAUGAGCUGAUCAAUGACUGUGGCCUUCGCUUCGAUCAUGUGAUUUUUUCAACGAACGUCACGAGAAAGAGCACGGGUUAUCGAAUCGAAUUCGAAAAUCGCAAUACGAGCACCCAAGCGGUCAAGGAGCUGGCAGUUCAAAAACGCUUUGCGGAGGUCUGGGCCGAAUCAGAUCAAAUGCCAACUAUUCAUACUUUACCGACCAUUCAGGAUGCCAUCGAAUUGAUUGAGGAGCUCAGCGAAGAACAAGAGGCGACCGAUGUCUUCGUCACAGGAAGUAUUCAUCUUGUUGGCGGGAUUCUUGCACUUCUCGAAGGCGCUGCUAGCCCUGCCACCUCUUAGGUUUACCGGUCAAGGCUUUCAGCUUUGCUUACGGAGUUAUACGGGUUUCAGUCAAUGACUGUUACGAUAUAGGGGUAUUAAAGUGGGUGGACGGCUAAAGAAUUCAUACCUCGAGCACAGAUAUUUCUAGUAGCCGCUCAUCUUGAACAGCCUCUGCCGAGCAAGGCAUACACACGUCAGUGUCUCACGAGGUGACUUCCGGCAGAGUCAAUAGGCUUCAUUUCCUGUCUGAGCUAUACGAACAGUCUAUGAACCACAGGUAAAUCGGGCAGGUAGAGGAG
Exophiala oligosperma is the source of this 2042-nucleotide messenger RNA. RefSeq lists its product as uncharacterized. The transcript is spliced from 4 exons. Gene Ontology annotation, cellular component: mitochondrion; cytoplasm; cytosol. Gene Ontology annotation, molecular function: tetrahydrofolylpolyglutamate synthase activity; ATP binding. Lineage: Eukaryota; Fungi; Ascomycota; Eurotiomycetes; Chaetothyriales; Herpotrichiellaceae. Gene Ontology annotation, biological process: tetrahydrofolylpolyglutamate biosynthetic process. The record is from RefSeq and is a predicted model, not a curated record. Bases 211 to 1761 code for a protein of 516 amino acids.